This is a messenger RNA of Rhinolophus ferrumequinum (greater horseshoe bat), 1068 nucleotides long. RefSeq names its product LYR motif containing 1 (gene LYRM1). The transcript has 4 exons. Gene Ontology annotation, cellular component: mitochondrion. Lineage: Eukaryota; Metazoa; Chordata; Mammalia; Chiroptera; Rhinolophidae. Bases 272 to 640 code for a protein of 122 amino acids. The record is from RefSeq and is a predicted model, not a curated record.
GGAGAAGUAGGGAGAGGAUGAAGUUGGCUGUCCCGUCGGGUGUACGGCGGAGGGGGGGCUGGCGUGUGAAGUUGAGUUGCGGCUCGAGACUACCCCCGACGUGGGGCAAUGCUCCCACCGAGGUCCUCCCAGUGGUUGAGUCCGGCCUGGCCUACCGGACCUGCUCGAGCUCCGUCCGCCGCGGCUCCGCUCGGCUCCCAGCGCCGCCUCCUGCCGACCCGCCCGCGGCGGCGGCGCUUCUGUGGGUGGGGGAAGGCAGGACUGACGCAGAAUGACAACAGCAACGCGACAGGAAGUUCUUGGCCUCUACCGCCGAAUUUUCAGGCUUGCGAGGAAAUGGCAGGCGUCGUCAGGACAGAUGGAAGACACCAUUAAAGAAAAAGAGUACAUAUUAAAUGAAGCCAGAACACUGUUCCAGAAAAACAAAAAUCUGACAGACGCAGACCUGAUUAAGCAGUGCAUAGAUGAAUGCACAGCCAGGAUUGAAAUUGGACUGCAUUACCAGAUUCCUUACCCAAGGCCAAUUCAUCUGCCUCCAAUGGGCCUUACCCCACUACGUGGCCGGGGACUUCGAAGCCAGGAAAAACUGAGGAAACUUUCUAAACCAAUAUAUCUCAAGUCUCACGAUGAGGUUUCCUAAUCCAGAAGAAAGGUUAUUUCUCACAAUGAGCCAACUAGGUCUUGAAUGUAAACCAGAUGACAAAACCCUUCUAUCUGAUUAGGGGCAAAAAUUUCAGUAUCUUCUUAACCCCCCCGCCCCCCCAAAUAUUGGUACUCACCGUAUGCUGUGUGCUGCUCACAGUUUGUCAGGGUCUUGCUGCCUGUAUGGACCAUACAGAUCUUAGAGGUCAUGAACCUUCCAUCCUCCCUGAAGCAUCAUCUGGAAACAAGACUCAGGCCUAUAGGAGGAAGACUGAAGAAUGACAAAGCUUUUCAUGGGAAGGCCAUCGCUAGACAUGCCAGCUGAUACAAAGAAAUUACCCGGUGGCCGGGAGGCCUCAAACAGUAUACACCACCCUCAGAAUAUUCUGAGGCUGUUUUUCAAAUUAUAGAUUUGCUUGAAAGUGG